Rotaria socialis is the source of this 897-nucleotide messenger RNA. NCBI's taxonomy places the organism in Eukaryota, Metazoa, Rotifera, Eurotatoria, Philodinida, Philodinidae. The record is from the annotation of a GenBank genome assembly.
AUGACGUACAUCAAUUCGUUCAUUUUUUCAAUCAUUUUUUUCCUAAGUUAUCAUAGAUAUUUGAGUAAUAGUGUACAAUUACCUCACGUAUGUUACAUGUUUGGUGAUCGUCACUUAAUACCAUUCCCUAAACGGGCUGCUGGAAAUCAUGGGCAAUACCAUUGCCAGCAAGAAGGGGAGCAAAUCCUGAUAUCUAAUAAAUAUGUUCGUGGAACAAUCAACGUUAGCAAGAUUCCAUCCUGGAAUGAGCAUUUUCGAUUCGAAUUCUAUGCUGGAACUGGAGAAAUAAUUUGCUCCGUCACUUCACAAAACUGUCAUUGUGGCGACUUAACUAAGCGUAUUCUUAUUAUUCGUUCACUCACAUCAAUCGAUAUUUAUUAUCGAUAUUUGCCAACCCACGAUCUUCGAAUUGCAAUAACGAUAUAUAACAUCGGUGAAGGCAAGGUUGUUCAUGAUAUUCAGAUCAUGCAACAUCGUUCUUUGAUACGCCGUUCUUCUGGUUUAUGCGUGGCAUUUAAUCAAACUUGUCAUCUAGAAAGCAAUAUACGUGGUAGUCGAUCACGAGCUUCUACAGCUACAGUAGCGGCAUAUGUGUGCUCUAUGUUUCUGAAGGAAGCAUACAAUAAGAUCAAGGAACUUGCUAUUCCUGUUUCACAAAACUAUGUGAGCCAUGCUAAAGUCGCUUGUAUCAAGGACCUAAAUAUGCACCAUAAUAAAAAAUUCGCUAAGAGUUUGAUCAUUCUUUUACUUCGCGAUGGUCUUUACAGAAAGACGAUGAACAAUAACCUAUGCAAAAAACAAACCUUACAGAUAUUACAAGCUAUCGAGCAAGCCACUGUACUUGCAAAUCAACAAGCAAUGACUCUUAUCACAAAUACUACAACGUAUCUGAACUGA